Pseudozyma hubeiensis SY62 is the source of this 1074-nucleotide messenger RNA. RefSeq names its product 3-ketoacyl-CoA thiolase. The transcript has a single exon. The coding region runs from base 1 to 1074 and encodes 357 amino acids. Lineage: Eukaryota; Fungi; Basidiomycota; Ustilaginomycetes; Ustilaginales; Ustilaginaceae. Gene Ontology annotation, biological process: phenylacetate catabolic process; fatty acid beta-oxidation. Gene Ontology annotation, cellular component: peroxisome. Gene Ontology annotation, molecular function: acetyl-CoA C-acyltransferase activity. The record is from RefSeq and is a predicted model, not a curated record.
AUGCUCGGCUGGACUCUCAAGGGUGUUCUUGCCGAGUCCAAGAUCGACCCCAAGUUGAUCGAGGACGUCGCCGUCGGAACUGUCCUUGCCCCCGGUGGUGGCUCCACCCAGGCUCGUAUGGGUGCGCUCUGGGCCGGAAUCCCCAACACUGCCGGCUGCAACAGCUUGAACCGACAGUGCUCGUCCGGUCUCGCUGCCGUUAACCAGAUUGCCAACCAGAUCGCCCUCGGUCAGAUCGACAUCGGUAUCGGCUCUGGUGUCGAAUCCAUGACGCUCAACUACGGUGCUGGUGUCAUGCCCGCCAAGAUGUCGGACGCCGUCAUGGAGAACGAAGAGGCCGCCGACUGCCUCAUGCCCAUGGGUAUCACCUCGGAGAACGUCGCCAAGAAGUACAACAUCGACCGAACCAAGCAGGACACUUUCGCUGCCGAGUCGUUCGCUCGCGCUGCCGCUGCCCAGAAGGCAGGCAAGUUCAAGAGCGAGAUCGUCACUGUCAAGUACACCGACGAUGAUGGCAACGAGCGAACCGUCGACGCCGACGACGGCAUCCGCGAGGGUGUCACUGUCGAGUCGCUCGCCAAGCUCAAGCCCGCCUUUUCCAAAGACGGCUUCACCCACGCCGGUAACGCCUCGCAGGUCAGCGACGGUGCCGCUUCGGUGUUGCUCGCUCGUCGCAGCGCUGCCAAGAAGCACGGCUUGCCCAUCCUGGGCAAGUUUGUCACCUGCGCUGUCGUUGGUGUGCCCCCCAACAUCAUGGGUGUCGGUCCCGCUUACGCCAUCCCGCGUCUGUUCGAGCUCACCGGUCUCACCAAGGAUGACAUUGACAUUUUCGAGAUCAACGAGGCAUUCGCCUCGCAGGCUCUCUUCUCGGUCGAGCACAUCGGCAUUGACAAGAAGAAGGUCAACCCCGUCGGUGGUGCCAUCGCCAUGGGCCACCCUCUCGGUGCCACUGGUGCACGACAGAUCGCCACCGGUCUCGCUGAGGCCAAGCGACAGGGCGGCAAGAAGCUCAUCGUCACUUCCAUGUGCGUCGGUACCGGCAUGGGCUGUGCCUCACUUAUUGUCUCGGCUUGA